AUGGAUGCAGCCAGCACCACACCAGCGCAAUACCAGUGUCCAGAGUCGCAGCAGCAGCAGCAGCAGCAGCAGUCUGAGCAGCACCAGUACCCUCAACACCAGCAGCAAAGCCACGAGCAGCAGCAGCAACAGCAGCUGUAUCAACAACUCGAGCAACAACUGUACGAUCGGUCGGGACCACAACACACAGCAACAGCAGCAGCAGCAGCACACCGAAGUGGCAACAGCACCAGCUCCAACGUACGGCAGCUACAGCAGCAACUCAAUCGUCAUCUCUACCAUCGCUACCAGUCGCAGCAGUCCUUGGCGGCAGAGCAUCAGCACCAGCAGCACCCGCAGCUACAGCGCAUCGAUCACCUGUUUGGUGCGGAUCAUCAUCGGCUCGAGCCACUCGCCUUCACGUCCCCACUGCAAGCCCCACUGAGUAGCAGCAGCGCUUCGUCGGCAUCCUGCAGUACGCCAUCACCGGGGGCCGGGACACCAGCAACACCGCCACCGGCCACUGGCACGUUCUGAGCCGAGUCCGAGUAGGCGAAGCCAAUGGGCGCAACGUUUGAAGAUGCGUUUGACCCCACGCUACGGGGGGCAACGGAAGCGACCCGGGAUCAUCGAUUGGCUGUUGGCCGAGUUUUUGGAGUGGCUCUUCGGUGGCCACUGAGGUCCUCUGUCGGGGAACCAGGUCCAGUCUAGAGCUAGAGAGAGAGAGAGAGAGAGAGGGAGAGCGGUGUCGCUGGAAGCUUCAGUCCCCGGGGAAGACGACCUUCAGAUUUCGGUUUCUACGGCGGAAACAAAUGAUGAUGCUGGCUUUGCAUCAUUAGCAUGACUUUUUGUUAGCCUUCCUGCUACUUCUUCUUCAGUUUCGAAUUGAUCUUGGGCGGCUUGUUAGGGUGAUGGCAGAUGAGUGGGGGGG
Molecule: messenger RNA, 910 nt
Organism: Anopheles aquasalis
Lineage: Eukaryota; Metazoa; Arthropoda; Insecta; Diptera; Culicidae
Product: putative cyclin-dependent serine/threonine-protein kinase DDB_G0272797/DDB_G0274007
Source: RefSeq, a predicted model, not a curated record